Molecule: messenger RNA, 2441 nt
Organism: Somion occarium
Lineage: Eukaryota; Fungi; Basidiomycota; Agaricomycetes; Polyporales; Cerrenaceae
Source: the annotation of a GenBank genome assembly
UACUGUCAGGAUUGCAUCUUUGCCUUAAAACUCUGGUCUUUCCCAUGUACUGUACCUACACAUUCCGAAGUGCUCUGUGUCUUUGUUUCAGUGUUUUUGUUCGUCAUGAAGAAACGACAAUACAUGUGCGCCCACAACUUGCCUAAUCCAGCCAAUUGCACGCGAUGGAAGCGAGGUAAUAAUAGUGUUGGUACUGUAUAUGGACCGAAGUUGAGUGUAUGCGACCUGCCGUCAUGACCCGUCUUCUGCUUCCCAUGAGGUUCUCCUCUUCAGCCAUCUCCCUCGAGGAAAAUGCGAGGAACUUAUUAGCGAACUGCCUCCAUCUAAGCGUCCGAUGGCUUUGAUAUGUGACUAUACCGUCGAGGAUGGCUUUAAAAUGGUUUUGCGUAGUCCGGACGAUCUUAAGAGGCCAAAGCGCAUGGACGAUGUCUCCAAUCCGCCUUUCACUGCUGGCAUUCGUACAAAUGCAACCCGCGCUGCAUAUGAUCGGCUCAAACGCUUGAGAGCCUUCAAUGCCUCUUUUCGUAUUCGUAUACCUGCACGCAAGAAUGUGGCCCGUCAUGGGACUACCUCUGUAGUACUGUCAUCCCGAUCUGCGUCAGUACUUCAAGUCCCUUCUGCUGACGUCUCAACAGUAAGGCGACGGGCAAGCUCUGCACUGCGAUCUGUAUUCAAAACAUCCUCAUAUGGGACUGUGUCCGCUACAUGGACGGAGAGAACUUCGUUCAAUAACAGGUCUCAAGGUGCACUAGUCAAGGUCUCUUUGAGGAAUGCAACACAACCAUGUGCACGCAAGGCCGAGCGACAUCAUGGAGCCUUUGGAUGUCGUGUUCCUGUGGAAGUUGCUGCAAUAAAAGACUUUGAGCUUCCAGCAUGGAUCGUAUCCUCAGUGACACGGAGCCGUCGACGGAAGCGUGUAGAAUUAUCGCUGAGAAGGAUAGCGAAUCGAACUUCGAUCAGCUCGUCGAAUGUUGAUAUCGACACGAGUGACAAUUCGGCAGCUCAUGCACCACCAUCAGAGGGCACACGAUUACCUGCUUCGCCGGUGGGUAAUCAAGAGGGAGAAUGUGAGGCAAAGCUGCUUCCUGACGUGUCAUUUUCGGAGGGCUCGGAUGACGAAAUUGAAGCCAAUGCCGUAGAACUUGAACUCGCCUCGCAGGAUGUCAGUGAUAUGGUAGACGAGUCUCAGACAGUUAUCAGGCAACCCAAUCAAGAAUGCGAAUCAGUCGCAUAUUCUUCUUUUGAAGAUUCACAAUCUCCGGGAUCUUCCAUUGAUAACUUUUCUGGCCCUGCACCAUCCAUUGCCAGUCGUUCGCCUGACGCAGAGAGGUCGUCAUCCCGUCAGCCACGGUUGGAUGAUUUGCCCAAGUCAUCAGGUUCUCCAGACCCUCAGAGAGACUUCUCUCCGUUACAUUUGUCUCUCGCGGAGUAUGAACGCACUUUGUCCCCCGAUAUACUCAAUGAUUCUCUUGUGCUCGCUGGCGCAAAUAUUGGAAGACCGCCUGCAACCAGUGUCACUAUACAUCCCUAUGGUCCUUCUCCGAUAGAUCAAGCAUUUGCACUCGCUUUCGAAAGUGCGCUAACGUCAAGUGGCUAUGCAGUCAAUCCCAGCGGUUCACAUGUUGAAGGCCCUCCGUUACCACUACCGACCGUAAUCCAUGAAUUAUCUCCGAACAUGUUCAGCUUGGAGCAUGCUCCAAAUGUAACUUUUGGCCGUUCGACUGUUGUUACCCACGAUACUCUUGCAGAUCGAUCCGUAGGAUCGUCGAAUACUGUUGCUCGAAGUCCAACGUCUGUCAUUCCUACCACUACCUAUUCAAUACCCGCUCGCGAAGCAGAUCAGCCGACACCUUCACCUUCCCGGUCGCUGUGUGACACACGUUCCCCAGCAACCCCGUCUACGGCACCUCUUGAUGCAUUCCUCACUAACCUGAGCGAGCCACUCCCACACCUCUUAGGUGUAUUCGAGAGUAUGGGCUUCAAGAGUGAUCAUCGCAUCGAUGUGCUCUCCCUAACACCAGACAUCUGGCCUAUGGUUGCUGCCGAAAUCCAGGCAAAGAGUAACCUAUCGGAUUGGUCUCUUGUGAAGGAGGGAUUGGAAGCGCGUGCGAAAAGGCUAGGGAAAGCACCACAAUCGAUCUGGACCUAAGCCGGGAGACUGAUUAAGACAACUCUUGCAAGACGAACAUGGGAAGAGCCCUUAUGUACUGCUAUGACUUCUCGUUAACGGACAAAGGACUAGAAAGAUACGAAGGAUGCUAAUUGUAAAUAUUCCACUUUGCAUUUAUAAAGGCCGUUGUAAAGUAAGUCAGGAGCUAUCACUUUCACCCUCAUCUCCCCAAGUUGCCAUCAGUUGAGUUUCUUUAUUUACAUGCGUCUAGAUUCGCGAAGCAUGAUAUCUUGUUCUAUUACUUAUAUGAAGUGGCGCGUUUCGGGCAUGC